Messenger RNA from Arachis ipaensis, 852 nucleotides. The record is from RefSeq and is a predicted model, not a curated record. Lineage: Eukaryota; Viridiplantae; Streptophyta; Magnoliopsida; Fabales; Fabaceae.
AUGACGCUUCCGCGCCGUUCUUCCAUUCCCUCCAUCCAUGCGAACGCGCAGGGUGCGCGCGCGCGUGGACUCGAGUUUUCACUUACCCCAGAGACGCGAGCCCCAGCGCAUUUGCACACCCCAACCCCCUUUCCCUCUAACGUUCCAUUUUCCUCUCCCACCAUUCUUCACCUUCCUCCUCUCCUGACCGACCAACCUCCGGCGAGCGCUCCGCCACCAUCGCCGCCGCCGCCAUCACUGCCUUCCCCUCUUCUCCCUCCUCUUCUCUCUUACUCCUCUGUCCUCCUCUUCCUCUCCCCCCUCUCACCGUCCCUCCUCCCCUCAGUCUCUCAAACUUCCACCGCGCCACCAUCUCCGCCGCCGCGCCAUCAUCACAGCCGGCAACUCGCCCUCAACCUCUCUCUCCCUCUCACCCACCCAUUUCAUCUCGGCCGCCACAGCAACUCUCGCCGCCGCUCCUCUGCCAUAACCGCCACCGUUGACGGCGGCGCGAAUUCUGAUUCUGUGGCCCUACUCCCGAAUUCCCUUUCCAUUCCUAGCUCCCUUCUGCCCCCAGGUUCCUAUGCAACUUACACCUUUCUGAUGUCGGAUAGAGGAAAAGCCAUAGCCUCUGCUUCCAAAAAAAGGAAGCGCUCCAAGACCCCUACACCCCCACCGUCUGCUAACUAUGCUCGGAACCCGCUGAAUGAGGAGGAGAAAGAAAAUCAGUUACUCCCGUCCACUGAUCCAACCAAAUUUCCGAAUCUCUACUGCGAGCUACGCCUUUCCCGGACUUGGGACGGAUUAACAUCUCGUGGGUCAUGGAAUUUUACUGCAAUUUCUUCCGACCGGGCUUGGAUUCAGUAUUCUUGA